Trichomonas vaginalis G3 is the source of this 591-nucleotide messenger RNA. RefSeq lists its product as uncharacterized. The transcript has a single exon. Bases 1 to 591 code for a protein of 196 amino acids. NCBI's taxonomy places the organism in Eukaryota, Parabasalia, Trichomonadida, Trichomonadidae. The record is from RefSeq and is a predicted model, not a curated record.
AUGACCUUUGCCGGAUUUAUGCGAUAUUUGCUUGGGUCAAUUAUCACCCUUUCUGUACUCACUGGCUAUAUUGGUGCCAUUGGAUACGGAAUUUACUGGUGGAAUAGAAUUUACAUCGAUUUUCCGUAUUUUGGUGGCGAAUAUCUCAAGUUUUUCGUUUAUCUUACUCUUACAUGGGGCAUCCCAGGACUUUUCAUCCUUUUACUUUUGAUUUCAGUCAUUUUUGAUUGCUGCAAGGAAGGAAAUCUCAUCUCUUCAUUCGCUUCAGGAAUUUCUAUCAUUUGUUUGAUUGCCGGACUUCUUGGUGUCACACCAUUCUUCGUAUCACGCUCUACAAAACACAGAAGUAACAUGAUUUGGAAUUCUCCAAGAAAUCAACUACCUUCUAAUAUUCAAGAAAAACUUAAUAAUUGGAUCAACAAACAAACAGCUGGCAUGUCAGAAGCCGAUAAACAAAAAUUCAUUACAAAAUUUGACACGGUAGAGUAUAGAAUCAAUGAGCCACGCGAGAUUUUCUUAUAUUUCGUUUACUUACAGCUUGGAUCUGCAGUUUUAGAGAUCUUCUUAGUCAUUUUCGAGACUUGCAAAUAA